Cucurbita pepo subsp. pepo (vegetable marrow) is the source of this 2200-nucleotide messenger RNA. Its product is annotated as protein CYCLOPS. Gene Ontology annotation, biological process: arbuscular mycorrhizal association. NCBI's taxonomy places the organism in Eukaryota, Viridiplantae, Streptophyta, Magnoliopsida, Cucurbitales, Cucurbitaceae. Gene Ontology annotation, molecular function: sequence-specific DNA binding. Gene Ontology annotation, cellular component: nucleus. The record is from RefSeq and is a predicted model, not a curated record.
CCCUUUCGGGUUUGUGAUAUUCUUAUAUAGUUAUUAGUGCCCACCGGCUUGAAGGGCUUCCAUUUAUUCUUCUGGGUAGAAAGAGUUCAAACAUCUUGAGUAGAAUGAUUAUUUCUUACUAUAUGUGCAAGAAUUCGACAGAAGUUCUGGGGUUCUGAAAAGAUCAAACAGAGUAGGCUGCUCAAUUUGAGAAUUUAGGCCUCUUCUUGUCUAGAAAAGAUCCAAACAUUGGAGUACAUAUUAUCAUAAAAAUGGAGGGAAGGGGUGUAUCAGAAUUAUAUAGAAAUGCAAGUGAGGAGCUAUUUCUUAAAUCUUGGGGGGAAAACUCAAUCGGAAUGUCAACACCAACCAUGGAGAUGAUGGGAUUUAAGAAUCUUUCUCAGAGCUUCCGUACAGAUAGUGAGGAACUUUUCAAAAGCUGGCUAACAAAUGGAGAGAACGUCAACAACUCAUCAGGUCCGGCUUAUCGCAUUCGACAAGCAUCAAGAAGGAUUUCCUCUGAGAUUGUUGACCUGUCUAGUCCUCAGUAUGUGGGAAAGCAUCAAAAGAGAAUAAGCAAUGAUAUUUUACGUCCACAAAGUGCCUCUGUGGCUGAUGAUGUCUCAGGAGUUAAUCAACAAGUGUUCAGGAAUAUUGUUGAAGGUGAAGUGCAAGGUAGUAACCUAUAUCUUGCUAAGGCAUGGUUCCAUAGUUCUCAACCUAUGACAAGAAGUCGAUCAUCCGAGCUAAGGAGGAGGUACGCUGCAAUGCAAAGCAAUCAAGGCUCAUUUGGUAUCCAGUCCAUUUAUGACUUGUCAGGGCAUGCAAUGAAACUAGAUGUUGCAUACUCGCAGGGUUUCAAUGACCUUUCUACUUGUGAGGUUCCAAACCAGCCUGUAACAUUUGCAUCCCCAUCCAAUUCAUCGGCAUCGACAUUCAAUGCAUCUAACAUGUAUGAUGUAGAUAAAAUUUCUUCAGUUGUAAACAUGCUAAAGGACACAAUAGAACGGAAGAAGCUAAAUAAUCAGAUUGAUAAAGAGGCACCGGAGGAUAGUUCAAACGCACAUUUUUGUGCUCAAGAAACUAUUGGCCACUCUAGUUUCAAUAGAAGCAGUAACAAUUAUUUACAUCAAACACCAAACUAUCUUCUGGAAGUCUCUCCUGUUCAAGUCAAGGAUAAUAGAAUUUUGGAAACGGUUGGGCUAUCAACAGAUAUUGAUUUCAAAGCUUUUGUAAAUCCUGUAAAUCCCGUAAAUCCCGUACAGUCAGGCAGAGUUUCUCAAGAGCCUUCUCAAAGUGAAUCUUCUGCUGCAGCAGCAGUAGUUUCACCCGGGUUUGAGGCAUAUGAUGGUCCUAGCAACUCAAAUCAAACUCAUAGCAACAGUGAGAGCUCAAGGAAACAAGUUGAAAAUGGAUCUCGAUCAAAAGAUUUCAGAGAAAGAAUAAUAGACAACUUAAAAGAUGAUAGAAAGAGGGGAAGUCUAGUUCGUAAUGGGUCCGUAACAUCAGCUGUUUCAGUGGACAAAGGGGAUCCCACAAAAAAGCGCCGGGUGGAACGAUCACGAAAAAUGGCAGAGGCGAAGGAGAGAAAUAUGACACCAACUAUUCCAUCAGAUAUGCAAUCAGUUCUGAAGCGGUGUGAUACUCUUGAGAAGGAAGUGCGGUCACUGAAGCUCAAUUUGUCCUUUAUGAAUAGGAAGGAUUCUGAGCAGACUAAGCAGAUAGAGGAUCUUCAGAAGCAGAAUGAGGACUUGGCAGAUGAAAAAGAACGCCUACUUGAAGAGAUUGAAAGGAUUCUCUCAGAAACUGGCGGAAUGUAAGUGUUAUAUUGAGCUUUUAUUGGACUGUGAGACCCUAUACUGAAAUUAUGUACAGGCAUAGCUAUAAGCUUAUAUUUAAAUUGUUGCAGUUAAAAAACUCGUAGUUGGACCUUGGGUUGGGUCGAUCGGUCUGCCUAUGGUGAGCACCGGUUGGCUCGUCCCUUCUACCGACGAUGCGCUCCUGGCCUUAACUGGGCGGGUCGUGCUUCAGUGUAGGGCCCAACAGUUAUGUGCAUGAGUAGUUUUGGGACUUUAUAACUUCUCAUCUCUGUAACUCUUAGAAAGUUCACAAACAGAUGGUUAAUUGGUUGUUUGCUAUUUGAGAGUUGAGAAAUGUAUGAAUGUCCUGAACAUUCAGUGACCAUAGACAAGUACAGGCAGAUUAGUGUAAUUUGCUUCAA